This is a messenger RNA of Wickerhamiella sorbophila, 3936 nucleotides long. RefSeq names its product Target of rapamycin complex 1 subunit mip1. Bases 1 to 3936 code for a protein of 1311 amino acids. The transcript has a single exon. Gene Ontology annotation, molecular function: protein-macromolecule adaptor activity; protein binding. Gene Ontology annotation, cellular component: TORC1 complex; cytoplasm. Gene Ontology annotation, biological process: positive regulation of cell growth; cellular response to starvation; positive regulation of protein serine/threonine kinase activity. NCBI's taxonomy places the organism in Eukaryota, Fungi, Ascomycota, Dipodascomycetes, Dipodascales, Trichomonascaceae. The record is from RefSeq and is a predicted model, not a curated record.
AUGGCAGAGGAGAGGCUUGAAUUCACGUUCAGGCCGACAAUGCCCAAAGCGCCGUCGACAGAUGGGUACGAUAAUGGCGACGUGUCUUCCAAUUUGUCGUCCAUUGGACCUUCACAUGAAAUGUAUAACACGCACAUUCGGCAUGGAUUCGGAGUUAUCUCGCCAGAAUGGAUGCAGUACUUGGCAGAAAAUUUUUGGAACUACUACGAGGAUAAGCGUCACGAAACCGGCGGCGAACCUCAGGCUGUAAACCGCGAGCAAACCGAAUCCUGGCGAAUCGCUGACCGGCAUAGAACCGUAAACGCUGCUCUGGUUUUGUGUUUGAAUCUUGGUGUUGACCCGCCGGACAUUAUCAAGACUCAACCAUGUGCCAAAAUGGAGGCCUGGAUCAACCCCACUCACAUUACUGAUUCCAAAAAGGCUAUUGAGCAAAUCGGUAAGAAUCUACAAAGUCAGUACGAAACAUUGAGCACUCGCACAAAAUACAAGCAAUGUUUAGACCCCAAUGUUGAGGAUGCAAAGCGAUUCUGUAUGGGUCUUCGGCGAUCGGCUCGCGAAGAACGCAUCCUAUUCCACUAUAAUGGUCAUGGCGUGCCGCGCCCAACCAGAUCAGGCGAGAUUUGGGUUUUCAACCGUGGCUACACUCAAUACAUUCCUGUCUCUGUUUAUGAGCUCCAAACAUGGUUGGGUGCUCCUGUUAUAUACUGCUACGAUUGUUCUGGUGCUGGACAUAUCGUCAACAACUUCCUCAAGUUUGUCGAGAAACGUAAAAAUGAAGAGCAGAAAAACGGCCAGCGUGAUCCGGCCGCAACUCCAGCUGCCGUAUAUGAUAUGUGUAUUCAAAUGGCUGCUUGCCGUGCCGAUGAGGUGUUGCCAAUGCAUCCUAACCUUCCUGCUGAUAUGUUUACUUGCUGCAUCACCACGCCGGUAGAGAUAGCAGUCAAGUGGUUCGUGAUGCAAAAUAAUUCUUUGCUCGGACUAGACCCGGAAAAGACAAGUAUUCCUGGCAAGGUCACGGAUCGCAGAACCCCCUUGGGUGAGCUCAAUUGGAUCUUCACUGCCAUUACAGACACAAUUGCUUGGUCGGCUCUUGACACGCCACUGUUCAAACGGCUUUUCCGCCAGGACCUUGUUGUUGCUGCAAUGUUUCGAAACUUCCUUUUAGCAGUGCGAAUUAUGCGUGUUCACAACUGUCACCCAGUCUCCCACCCUGAACUUCCGGAUACCCAUUCUCAUCCCCUCUGGGCUUCUUGGGAUCUGGCAGUAAACCAAUGUUUACUGCAGCUACCGGCAAUGGAAAAGGCAGAAAAAGAAGGCCGAACUUACAAUUAUCAACACAGUGACUUUUUUGAGCAACAAUUGACCGCAUUUGAGACUUGGCUCCAGUAUAACUACACCGAUCUAUCCAAGCCUCCCCAGCAGCUACCUGUACUACUCCAAGUGCUUCUGUCACAGAUCCAUCGUUUACGAGCACUGGUACUGCUGUCUAGAUAUCUCGAUCUUGGGCCGCAAGCUGUCCAUAUUGCCUUGUCAAUUGGUUUUUUUAUUUAUGUUUUGAAACUGCUUCAGAGUCCUGCCCCAGAACUCAAGCCGGUUUUGGUGUUUAUUUGGGCACGUAUUAUGGCAGUCGAAGCUGAGGAUGUUCAGCACGAGCUGGUAAAAGAAAACGGUUAUUCUUAUUUUGUCAACAUACUCACUCAAAAUGCCAGCAGGGUAGCAGAACAACCUUCUGAAAUCGACGCUGAAGAUGAUGAUGCGGUGCCAUCGCAAGAGCACCUGGCUAUGUGUGCAUUCAUUUUAGCACAGUUCUGUCGUGAUUAUCCUCCUGGUCAACGUCUUUGUGCGGUUCCAGAACUUUUCUCUGCAUUGUCUGCUUUAAUGGCCCACGCAGAAUCACCAUUGCUACGUCAAUGGUGCUGUCUUUGUGGCAGUCAACUUUUAGAGUACUCUGAAGCUCGUGAGAUUGCACAAAACCAAGAAGACUCGUUCAUCGAUCAGUUGGUGGCUAGGCUAGACGACCCUAUCCCCGAGGUUCGCGCUACUGCUUUAGCUGGUCUUACUCCUGUUUGCAACGAGCAUAUUGCCAUCCGCGUAGUAGAUAUGGCACUCAAUGCAUCCCCAAUAGUUCGAAAGGAGGUUGUAGUUUUCUUCUCGCGCUUGGUAUACGAAAACAUGGGCUACUUUUUGGUUUGUGCCUACACCACCCUUGAGGAAGACUUUGUAAUGCUUCAAGAACGGCCGUCCCGUUCCGACUCGCCAGCCAUCGGAUCGUCAUGGCUAUCCGUAUGGAGGGUUUUACUUGUCCUCACCUUUGACCCUGACGCUAAUGUCCGCCAUGCUGCUGAGGAUGUUGUUGAUUAUGUGUAUAUGAAGUUGACCAAGACUCCUCUUUCUGGUGACGUUCAAAAGAUCUCUGACUUUAUUCUAAGCGCUAACCGUGAUGGCUCAGAAAGCCCCAUGCCUAGCCCUCAACCUCCCCCCCAAAGAGUAGUAUCUGGUCCAAUCUCUCCCCCAAUCAAUGGGAAUGGGCGCGCUACGCCCCCUCCCACUGGGAGCAGGCCAUCAAUAAUGAGGAGUAUGUCUGCACCUUUGAUUGAGACAGUUAAUAAACGAGGUGGUCAUCAAAAUGGUUCUGCGUACGCACCCAUGAACUCCAUGCUUCGAUAUGCCCGCACCUGGUUAAAGGGAGCGGAUUCACCUUCUACCCCACUAAACUUUGAAGCUUUCAAAACACAUGAUACUUGGCCAGUACCACCUUCUGCCGGUGAGCUAAAUCAUGACACACAGGCAGAGAUUGUUCUACCGCUGAAAUCCCACUUUUAUGACUGGUCUGUCGAGUAUUUCAAGGAACCUCAGCUGAGGGGAAUGGAGACUGAAGAGCCGGGUAGUCGUAAAUACUUGGAAAGAGUAUGGCGUAAAGGGCGAAAUGAACAAAUCCUGAGCCAAACUCAAGUUCAAAAGGAUCUGGCAGUGACGGGCACUUGGAAUAACGUGUUGACGACUGUUAAGCCCAGUCACGAGGCACACCGUAUGGCUUUCGCCCAGUUCGAGCCACAUCUGGUUGUGAGUGGUUUAACAGAUCGUGUGACUGUUUUUGAUUGGUCCAAUUCGUCGCGCUUGAACACUUUCAGUAAUGGCAAUGCCCCAGGGACCCAUAUUGAGGACAUAAAAUUUUUGAAUGAGGACGAUCACCCGAUGCUGUUGACAGCGUCGAACGACGGCAUGGCAAGAGUGUACAAGUCCUAUAACUCCAUCACUGAAAUUGAACUUGUGACAUCUUGGUGGCUCUUAGCCGAUGUCGUUCCCUCACGUAAGUUACCGCCAUUGAAAGUUGAAUGGCAGCAGAGUCGAGGAACCCUGCUGGUCGGCGGUGAUAUUCCUAUUAUCCGUGUUUGGGAUGCUGCAAGAGAACAAGCUAGUGACUAUUUGCCUGUGCGGACGGCUAGCCGUCUCACCUCACUUACUAGUGAUCAAGUUACAGGUAACCUUGUGAUCGCCGGUUUCCAAGAUGGAAGCGUUCACGUGUACGACCGACGUUUGCCCAAACAGCAAUCGCACAUUAGACAUUGGUCAGGUCAUAAUGCACCCAUAAUCAAUGCUCGGAUGCAGCGGGGCGGACCUCGCGAAGUUAUGACUGGAUCGUCAGAUGGCCUUGUCUGUUUAUGGGACAUUCGAGGCACCGAUCCGGUGGUGCGAUUCCAGGCCCAUACCAAAGAAAUGAGUUGUAUUGAUAUGCAUGAGCACGCACCAGUUAUUGUCACUGCGUCACGUAUUGUAGGUAUCUGGACCACCGCCGCCCGGCGGGUGGCUACCGUCAGACCCCCUAGCGGUUAUAUGGCGCGAGCAGAGAUUGUAAAUGCCGUCAAUUUCCACCCUCAUCGUAUUAUGAUGGCUGCAUCAACAGGUGACAUUGUUAAUGUAUUUCAAUGUAUAUAA